UGCUGCUGCUGCUGCUGCUGGAGGCUCAGCAGCCACCGAAGGUUUAUAAAAGGCCGAUGGUUCCCCCCUCGACCAGUCUUUCCCCCAACUCCAGGACCUGCCAGGCGCAUCCACCUUUCCCAUCUUCUCCUCACCUUCUUCUUACUCCACCCAACAACAACAACAACAACCUUAAACUACUUGCUUCGAUAAUCAUUAAUCAUGGACUAUAUACCUGAUAACAACGCGUUAGAUUCUCCGGUAGAAUUUUCUGCUGGCCCGUUCACUCCCCCAGGAACGCCACCCCCUCUUCCGGGUGUCUCCUUUACCCCCCCAGGAACUCCUCCAUCUCUUGCUGAUGGCUCCUCCACCCCCCAAGGACCUCCUCCACGUCUUGCUACUGGCUCCUUCACUCCCCCGGGAACUCCUCCUCCUCUUCCUGAAGUCUCCUUCACUCCCCCAGGAACUCCUCCUCCUCCUCCUCCUUCCAACCCUGUCCCCAUUCCCACCCCGGAAGUGAUUGAGAUCUCUGAUGAUGAUGACGAGCCGAUGGAGCAGGAUCCAGUUGAGGAAUCGUUGCGGCAACUCCGCGACCUCAUCGAAAACUGCUCGGAGCAAAUUCGAGUGGCUGUUUCGACUCUGGCUACUCCAGAAAGAGUAACAAUGCGCGUUUUUUUCCGCAAGAUGCUGAAAUAUCUCCUCGAACUCGCCGAAUACCCGCAGCGCGACAGACUUGAUGCUAGAGAGAACUCUUAUCUCUGCCGCGAUAUUCCUCAAAUUCGGCUUAUCUUGCGAGCGACCGAGGAAUUCAAUGCGCAACUCUUGGCCACUCUGAUCAACCACUGGAUCUCUGUUAUCAACAACUAUUCCAAUGCUCGCAGAUCCCAGAGAGUUCAAGACCUGUUGGACCGUAUGAAGAACCCGCCCGCCCGCUCGGCUCGGCGUGCCCCCUCAGAAUGCCCGAUCUGUACGGAAAACCUCUCGGACAACAGACGCAGCAAUGUUCGAGCACCUUGCCACCUUACCCAUGUCUUCCAUCGAAACUGCCUUCAAGAAUGGUUGCAAGGCGAACUCAACUGUCCAAUGUGCAGAGCCCCAUUUGCUCUUCCUUGUAGAGACGAAUGGCAAAGCUCAGAAAGGUUGGGCAGAUACGAAAGAACUCGUCGUUUCUUGGGGUCGAUUUGUAUGGGCUUCUGA
This is a messenger RNA of Puccinia graminis f. sp. tritici CRL 75-36-700-3, 1176 nucleotides long. RefSeq lists its product as uncharacterized. Gene Ontology annotation, cellular component: cytoplasm. NCBI's taxonomy places the organism in Eukaryota, Fungi, Basidiomycota, Pucciniomycetes, Pucciniales, Pucciniaceae. The transcript is spliced from 2 exons. The coding region runs from base 202 to 1176 and encodes 324 amino acids. The record is from RefSeq and is a predicted model, not a curated record.